CCGUUUGCGUUACCUCUCAAGUUAAUUCAAAUCUGAUCAAGUGGCUCCUUCACCUCGAAUAAUUGCGCUCUUGGCCCGCAGGGCUGGAAGAAUGAAUCCUACCAUGGCACUCGUCGCAACUUCAGCUGGAUAUCCUCCCGUGGAAGAGAAGAAACCAUUUCAAGAACCCCCCGCAGUCGUGAUCACACCUUCCGAUCCAUGGCCACGACCAUAUUAUUUAGAUAAUGGGUUACGCAGAGUCGCGCCGUACCAUUUCACCUACAAUACAUACUGCAAACAAAGAUGGAGAGGAAGAGAAAUAUUGGAUAUAUUUUCGAGCGAGUUUCGAGAUAGGCCAAUAGAAUACUACAAAGAUGCUAUGGAGCGCGGAGCUAUCGCUGUGAAUGGAAAACCGGUCGAGUCAACUUCACAAAUCAUCAAGAAUGGAGAUGUUAUAUCACAUACCUUACAUCGACAUGAACCUCCUGUGACAGCUCUGCCAAUAUCAGUCGUACACGAAGAUGAAGACAUCAUUGUCAUUAACAAACCUUCUGGCGUCCCUGUUCACCCAGCUGGUCGAUAUAAUUACAAUUCCGUAGUUGAAAUCAUGAGGGCUGAGCGCGGCCAUGGCUGGAAUCCACUGCCGUGUAAUAGAUUGGAUAGACUAACCAGUGGUAUCAUGUUCAUUGGAAAACACGCCAAGGCCGCAGAAGCACUAAGUUUACAGAUAUCAGGACGCACUGUCAGAAAAGAAUACAUAGCACGAGUGAAAGGAAAGUUUCCAGAUGGAGAAGUAGUGUGUGAUAUGCCAAUUCUUCAGAUAUCUCCGAAACUGGGCUUGAAUCGUGUGAGGGCAAAUGGUAAAGCUGCCCGCACGGUUUUUAAGCGCCUGGCAUAUUAUCCUCCAGAACAAGCUGAAGACAACUCCGAACAGACAGAGCUAGAUAAAUCGACAAAGGAAGGCUACUCGAUCGUUAGAUGCCUUCCAGUCACUGGUCGUACGCAUCAGCUCAGGGUUCAUCUACAGUUUCUAGGCCAUCCUAUUGGCAACGAUCCUAUAUAUUGCAAUCAACGUGUAUGGGGAACAAGACUUGGAGCAAAUGACUCGGACGCAACUCAGGAUACAGAUGAAGACAUUAUUACUCGUCUCUCAAGGAUGGGCAAGUCAGAAGUUGCUGAUGCUGUAGCCUACCAUGAUGAAAUGGUAGACGAGUACAAUAAGAAGAAAGCCGAGAAGAUGUCUGGAGAGUUAUGUGAAGUAUGCCAGACCCCAUUAUAUACCGACCCUGGUGAACAGGAGCUGUCUCUAUGGCUUCACAGCCUUCGUUAUGAAGAUGCUGGAGGCUCUUGGAGUUAUGUGAGUCCUCUCCCAGCCUGGGCUUUACCUCCUGACGGUAUGGAUGGACCAACCGAAGUUGGAGGUAUGGAAGAAUUAGUUGAGGCAGUGAAGGAAGACAACCCCGAAAUUGCAUGAGCCACCACACCUCGAAAGCUAAGCCUAUUGUCGCUGCACAUCACGGAAGACGGGUUGUUUUAAUGUGGGUAAAGGAAGUAUAAUUGUCUAAAAGAAGUAGUACGAGAGAUGAUCUCAUACUCCACUUAACUAGCCAAUCUCACGCAAAGACCUCCUCCUCAAUUCACUUCUUCUUUCUACCACUCUGAUUGCAGGUUUUAGUGAGGGCGAUAAGAUGUUGCUAUCAUCCUUCCGGGAAUUUCCCAGUAAUGCCGCGGAAGAUCGAACUGGCCCCAACGCCCACGUGUGAUAACGCACGGAUUCGGAAAUGCCGAUCUUUGAGUCUGUUAAUAAAUUUUGAUCCAUUUCUGUAAUCCGUUGCAUUUGAAGGAUUUUUAAAACCUGGAUCCUCCAAGAGUCCCCAGGAAGCCUCAAGAGUUAGCUGUUGUAGUUGUCAUGACUGCGGGUUCAUCAGUACCUGGCUCUUAGCAUCGUUACUAUCUGCUGACUACAGAAACGAAUGCUCGAGUACAGUUUCUGACACAUGCGAACAUGAAAGAUAUUGAACUAUUACCUAGGUAUCACAUCGAUAUUUUGUUCACAAGACUGCUAGGUAUUGAAAUCUGUAUUUGUAAAUUCUACAACAAUUUGAUUUAACUAUACGGAGUACUAUCAUAGUCACCGCUAGAAGAGUUACUCAAUGAUCCCAACACUAGGGGACCUCGGACUAUUGCAUGCAUUAUUAGUUGUUGGAACAUCUAAUCCAAUUUGAGUGCUUGAAUCCCGG
Molecule: messenger RNA, 2219 nt
Organism: Botrytis porri
Lineage: Eukaryota; Fungi; Ascomycota; Leotiomycetes; Helotiales; Sclerotiniaceae
Exons: 2
Coding region: 92-1453 (453 amino acids)
Biological process (GO): pseudouridine synthesis
Molecular function (GO): RNA binding; pseudouridine synthase activity
Source: RefSeq, a predicted model, not a curated record